This is a messenger RNA of Sipha flava (yellow sugarcane aphid), 1876 nucleotides long. Its product is annotated as methanethiol oxidase. The record is from RefSeq and is a predicted model, not a curated record. The coding region runs from base 241 to 1689 and encodes 482 amino acids. The transcript has 11 exons. Lineage: Eukaryota; Metazoa; Arthropoda; Insecta; Hemiptera; Aphididae. Gene Ontology annotation, molecular function: selenium binding.
UAUAAACACAGUAUACGUUUAAAAGACAAACUCUUGAUUUAAAUUUAAUAGUUACAUAAAUCAAUAUCGUUUUUAGCUAUAAACGGUGUAUUCAUAUGUAUAUGCAAGGAAAUAUAAAUUUCACCUAGAUAAAGUUAUCACUGAAGUAAAGCUAUCUAUUGAUAAUUCUCAUUAGCCCAUUCAUUUCACUCACCGAGAACCGAUCUAUUGUACACACCUGUUAUAGUUUGUAUUUUAGCAAUGAUGGCGAAUUAUAAAAAACAAUGCGGACCUGGUUACAAAAGCCCGUUAGAUGCAUACAAAAACGGCAAACGAGAAACUAUUCUGUACACAAUCUGCAUCCAACCAAAUCCACAAAUAAAUAACAAACCAGAUUAUUUAGCUACCGUCGACGUGGACCCAGCCAGUUCUACGUAUUGCCAAGUAAUUCACAGGACGAGCAUGGAAAAAUCUGGCGAUGAGAUUCAUCAUUUUGGAUGGAACACUUGCAGUAGUUGUUAUGACGAUUGUACGAAAAGUCGCAAUAAAAUGAUCUUGCCUUCUCUCGGUUCGGACCGCAUUUAUGUUUUGGAUGUCACCGAUGAAAAAGCCCCAAAGUUACACAAAACCAUUGAACCGAGCGAAGUGCAUGGUUUCAACGUAUCUGCUUUACAUACAACACACUGUUUGCCCAACGGUGAUGUAAUGAUUUCAACGAUGGGCGACGCCCAGGGUAACGGGAAAGGUGAUUUUCUUUUGAUCGAUGCCGAAAAAGGAAUAGUCAAAGGCACAUGGACCAACGGUGAAACGGCAAAGUUUGGAUACGACUUCUGGUAUCAGCCGUACUGUGAUGUUUUAGUAUCAUCUGAAUGGGGCACACCUAAAUAUUUUAAAACGGGAUUUCAUCCCGAACAUGUUAACGACAUAGAAAAAUACGGGCGUUCUUUAAACUUUUACUCUUGGUCCGAAAGGAAAUUAAUCCAGACUAUUGAUUUAGGCCAGGACGGUAUAGCACCAUUAGAAAUACGGUUCUUGCACGAUCCUAAAGCAUCCGAAGGGUUUGUCGGCUGUGCCGUGAAUAGUAGCAUUUUUAGAUUUUUUCGAACUUCCGGUGGCACUUGGAAUGCUGAAAAAGUGAUAUACAUACCAAAGAAAACCGUGAAGGAUAUUAAAGGUAUUCGCGUUGACAACUUCGAAGUUUCAGGCAUGAUUACGGAUAUUUUGAUAUCGUUGGAUGACAGGUAUCUAUAUUUUUCAAAUUGGCUGCACGGAGACAUCAGGCAAUACGAUAUUACAAAUACCAGUAAACCACGACUUGUUGGUCAAAUAUUUUUGGGCGGAUUAGUGUUAAAAGACGGACCAUUAGUUGUUAUAGAAGACUCAGAAUUAAAAGAACAACCGGAAACUGUGUUCGUUAAGGAGAGAUGUUUAUAUGGUUCACCUCAAAUGCUCCAGUUGAGUUUAGACGGAAAAAGAAUAUAUGUGACUACUUCUUUGUUUACACCAUGGGAUAAAGAGUUCUACCCAGAAUGUGUCAAACAUGGAUCUACAUUAGUUAAAAUUGACGUGGACACUAUUAAUGGCGGAUUAACCCUCGACCCAAACUUUUUAGUAGAUUUCGGAAAAGAACCCGAUGGUCCAAUAAUGGCACACGAAACACGGUAUCCCGGAGGUGACUGUACGUCAGAUAUUUGGUUAGCUGAAGAUUAGCGAUCCUGCAACAAAUAAUGUAUUGUAUAAUACCCGCAAAUAAUAAUUUCACUAAAAAAAAAACGGAUUAUUUAGUUUACAUAGCAAUGGGCUCUAAUUAGUAUCUUAAUUAUUACGAAAUUGAUUAUACUAUAUUUAGGUAAAAUGUAAUAUACACAUUAAUGCACUUAUCGUUGUUAGUUUUAAA